AUGGAGUGGAGACUUUCUUUCCCAUAUCAUCUUUCAUCCAUCAGGAUGAUAUCUUUCUUUGUUAAAGCUAGAACUCUCCUGAUUCGACAACAAAUUUCUCAAGAGAAGGCUGGUUUGAGUAUGAGCAUAGACAAGAGUCAAGAUGGUGUGGAAAUUAAAGAUGUGCUAGAUAAGUCCUCAAUGAUGAGGCGCACUAAAUUAGCCCAACUUGCUUCAGUUGCGGUUGAUGAAACCUCAAUGUUGGAGGAGGGGACCAAACUCUUAACAAAUACACUUGAAGCAACUAUUGAAUCAAUCAGAGCCAUGAAGUCAAGUAGAUGUGGACAAAGAUUGUUAGCAAAAAGGAAGGACAUUCAUGAGCAACAAAAUUUCAAUGAUUCACUUCAAGUUGGGGCAAAAGGAUGUGGAAAGCAUUUGAAAUCAUCGAAAGAGAAGGCCAUGGAUAAACUUGGACAAUGCCAUGGUUGUGGCAAAAUUGAGCAGACGCACACCAUGGGUAAUUCAUGUGAUUCACAAAAUACUAAUGAUCCUAGUGAAUAA
Ilex paraguariensis (yerba mate) is the source of this 540-nucleotide messenger RNA. NCBI's taxonomy places the organism in Eukaryota, Viridiplantae, Streptophyta, Magnoliopsida, Aquifoliales, Aquifoliaceae. The record is from the annotation of a GenBank genome assembly.